AUGUCCUCUGCGGUCCUACCAGCUAAGCCAGCGGAGCCCCUAGGCAUCAGCUACCAAUCAGUGAUGCCCCACUACAGCGGAGCAACCGAGGAGUACCCCCAGCCCAUCCAACCCCGGGCCCAGGGGGGCAAAGGCAAGCUGCGGCGACCCCGGCAGAGUCGGUUCAAGACCCAGCCGGUCACCUUCGAUGAGAUCCAGGAGGUGGAGGAAGAAGGCUUGUCCCCCACUGAGGAGGAGAAAGCCAGAAAGUCCUUCCUGCAGUCCCUGGAGAACCUGAGAAGGAGCUCACACAGCAUGCACCUCCAAAGGGACAAACUCAGCAGCUGCAAACUCCGCCACAGCCUGGAUUCCAGCGACUCAGACUCCACCCAGUGA
Messenger RNA from Staurois parvus, 375 nucleotides. NCBI's taxonomy places the organism in Eukaryota, Metazoa, Chordata, Amphibia, Anura, Ranidae. The record is from the annotation of a GenBank genome assembly.